AUGGAAGGACGUCUCAUCGAAUACCGUCCAAUUGGCGGUGGUCUUGACUAUCAUCACAAUUCACCAUUGAUUGGUGAAAUACCACCGGGUGGUGAGUACUCACAGGCCGUGCACCGAUCCAUAGAUCAGCUAAGAAAUACCCUAAACGAACGUGUUACCUUAGGACCAUUGAGCGUGUUUUCGAAUACCGCCGAUUUGAGAACCUCUGUUCUCAACUACACUCAACAGCCGGCACAUCAGCAGCAGCAACAACAACAGCAGCAGCAUCAACAGCAACAACAUCAGCAGCAGCAACAACAUCAGGCGCAUUAUCAAAUCCAGGGGGCAGUAUCGACCACCACCACACCGAAUGGUUCAGUGGCCGAGGCGGUGUUGUUGCAUCAAAAGUCCUUGUGUUUGGACACCAAAUUGGCCGACUCGACUACUGGAGUGGUCAGUUCGACGGUCAGUUCUGGCGGUGGUGGUCGUGGUCGUAAAUCGCGUAUCUAUCCGCCGAAUCCUAAUCAGCACAUUGUUGUUACCAGCAAUAGUGUGGACAAUGGUGGAACACGCCACCACAAUCGCCAGCAACAACAACAGCAGCAACAGACGAAUGACAGCAACAAUGGUAUUUCCUCGUCCACAUCGUCGCCGCAUCAUCCGAUGCAAUUGCAGGAUAUUAAGGAUACCAAGAUCUUCACAUCCAAAGCCGACCUGCAGCUGCACACCCAGAUGCACAUGCGCGAAUCGAAACCCUACAAAUGCACCCAAUGCUCCAAGGCAUUCGCCAAUUCGUCAUAUCUGUCGCAGCACACGCGAAUACAUUUGGGCAUCAAGCCGUAUCGCUGUGAGAUCUGCCAGCGCAAGUUCACCCAGCUGUCGCAUCUGCAGCAGCACAUUCGGACGCACACGGGUGACAAACCCUACAAGUGUCGACAUCCCGGCUGUCAGAAGGCAUUCUCCCAGCUCUCCAAUCUUCAAUCACACUCACGUUGCCACCAAACUGACAAACCAUUCAAAUGUAAUUCGUGCUACAAAUGCUUCUCCGACGAACCCUCACUCCUCGACCAUAUACCCAAGCACAAGGAGUCCAAGCAUCUGAAGACGCACAUCUGUCAGUACUGCGGGAAGUCGUACACCCAGGAGACAUAUCUGAAUAAACAUAUGCAAAAGCAUGCGGAGAGGACCGACAAGCGACCGCCCAUUGUGGUCACAAAUGCUGGCAACAAUCCGGCUGGGGGAACCACACCGGCUGCCGGUGCUGCGGCAGCAGCAGGCAUUGUUGCCGGGGUCCACAAUCAACAUAAUCGCAACAACUUGACCUUACCUCCGGUAACAAUAGCACCCACCGACAAUUCGUAUUGGCCCAAAGUUAGCCCUGACUCGGCAGCCAACUUGAAUGAUGUUAUGCAUCAACAGCAACAGCAGCAACAACAAUCGCAGCAACAUCACAACCAACAUCCCCAUCAGCAGCAGCAACAACAGCAUCACAGCGGCCAACAGGGCGGUUCGUCACAACAUCAUCCGCAACAGCAAACAAAUCCCCAACAACAGCAACCCUCCUCUCAGCAACAAGGUCACAUGGACUAUGGCAAUCACCAGCAGCAGCAACAACAACAGCAGGCCGGCAAUGCGGGACAAUCGAAUAAUCCUCACAACGAUCUGCAGGCUCAUCAUCGCAUGAAUGAUAAUGGUCGGGAGGACAUUGUCUCCACACCUUCCACCGUUGGACCCUACGAUGCGUCGAGCAUUACCAAAACCACCACCAACUCAGCAUUUACACCGAUCAACUCUAUGCCUCCGCACUUGAAUACCCUCUCGCAUCAUGCCAUGGCUCAGCGUCCGUAUCUCUACGAUGCGAUCAGUUUUCAGAAUAAAAACGUCAACCAAAACAAUGCCUCGAAUGCAUUUCCAAAUCAGCUGAUUUCGCUGCAUCAGAUACGCAACUAUGCCCAUCAGCCGGCUGGUCUGACAAUGGCCGGUGAACAUUUGUUGGGUGUUAGUGUGGGUCCCGGCAAGGAUAAGGGAUAGCUAUAUUUUUAA
This is a messenger RNA of Musca domestica (house fly), 2022 nucleotides long. Its product is annotated as zinc finger protein rotund. The record is from RefSeq and is a predicted model, not a curated record. The transcript is spliced from 4 exons. The coding region runs from base 1 to 2010 and encodes 669 amino acids. Gene Ontology annotation, molecular function: RNA polymerase II cis-regulatory region sequence-specific DNA binding; DNA-binding transcription factor activity, RNA polymerase II-specific. Lineage: Eukaryota; Metazoa; Arthropoda; Insecta; Diptera; Muscidae. Gene Ontology annotation, biological process: regulation of DNA-templated transcription.